Messenger RNA from Pocillopora damicornis (cauliflower coral), 3118 nucleotides. Its product is annotated as polyamine-transporting ATPase 13A3. Gene Ontology annotation, cellular component: late endosome membrane. Gene Ontology annotation, molecular function: ATP hydrolysis activity; polyamine transmembrane transporter activity; P-type ion transporter activity. The record is from RefSeq and is a predicted model, not a curated record. Gene Ontology annotation, biological process: intracellular calcium ion homeostasis; polyamine transmembrane transport. NCBI's taxonomy places the organism in Eukaryota, Metazoa, Cnidaria, Anthozoa, Scleractinia, Pocilloporidae.
GGACGCCUUGCGGAAUUGCUGAACGCCUCUCGUAACAUGUUUUAAGACGAGUGUAAAGAGUUACGGAAAAGAAAUUAAACUUAAGACCUCGCAUUUCAUUCUACAUACCAGCUAAAAAGUGUCAAGAGGAUGAAUUUGGUAAUCAAAUGUGAAAAACAAGAUGGAUGUGAAAUACUGCCACAUAGACGAUGAGGAUGGAGAAAAAUUGGACUGUUUUGGAUAUUGCUCUAACAUUUUCAAGAGCAUCAUUUAUUACUUGCUGGGGUGCUGCACAGGAGGAUUUAUUUUUCUUGUUGCCUAUUGGCGUCCAGACUGGGCUCUCAAGUUCAAAUGUUCUCCAUGUCCUUUAAAAAAGGCUACUCAGGUGCUCCUAAAGACCUCUUAUGGAGCUUGGUUUGUAGAAGAAAUCCAAACUAUUAUUGUGGACAAAGAAAGAUCACAUUCAAAUUCCACUUGUACUGUAGAGUUUGAUGAAGCUGACAAUUGUAAUCAUUAUGAUGAAACUGAGAGACUUCUUGGUGUGGCAGGUUCAGGAGGCUUGAUAUCACAGAGAAAAUACUUUUGCCACAAGUACCUUAGAUAUGUAUGGAAUGAGGACCAAGGAAGAUUUCAUUUUUUGAGGGGCCUUGAUAGUGGAUCUCACCCUGGAUUAUUCUACCAAUGUCCAUCUGGAUUAUCAUUAGAUGAAGUUCAAAUCAGACAGAAAAUGUAUGGCCCAAAUGUUAUUGAUGUUACUGUAAAGUCAUAUUGGAGGCUUUUCCUUGAAGAGGUUGCAGAUCCCUUCUAUGUGUUCCAGUUCUGCAGCAUUGUUUUAUGGUCAACUGAGGAUUACUACUACUAUGCUCUUGCCAUUUUGAUAGUCACAGUGGUUUCAAUAACAAUCACAGUAUACCAAACAAAAGUGCAUCUUGAGAGAUUGCGAAGCAUGGUGGCAGUGUCAGAGAGAGUCACUGUGUUGCGAAAUAAUGCAGAUCAAAUAGAUGUAUCAUCUGAUGAACUUGUUCCUGGUGAUUUGCUGGUCAUUCCACCUAAUGGGGCACAAGUUCACUGUGAUUCUGUCCUUAUUAGUGGUAACUGUAUUGUCAAUGAGAGCAUGCUAACAGGUGAAAGUGUUCCAGUCACAAAGAUUCCAUUGCCUUAUAUAAAGAGAUUAUCAAACAGUCCUUUGGAACAGAGAGAAGACCAGUAUAGCCCAGAACGGCACAAGAGACACACUCUCUUUAAUGGCACCAAUGUCAUACAAACCCGUUACUAUGGGAAUGUCAGGGUGCUAGCAGUUGUUGUUAGAACAGGAUUCUCCACAACCAAGGGUGGCUUAAUGCGUUCCAUUCUUAGUCCAAAACCAGUUGGCUUCAAAUUCUUCCGUGAUUCUAUGCGUUUUAUUGGCCUUAUGACAAUUCUUGCAAUGGUGGGAUUUUCGUACAGUGUGUACAUCUCAGUGGUGAAUGGGAUGUCUGUUGGGAAAAUUUUGGUGAGAUCUCUAGACAUCAUCACUAUUGCUGUUCCACCUGCUUUACCUGCAGCAAUGUCCGUGGGGAUUGUUUAUGCUCUACAGAGGUUAAAGAAAAAACAGAUCUACUGUAUCAAUCCCUCAAGAAUCAGUGUUUGUGGAAAACUCAAGCUGAUCUGUUUUGAUAAGACUGGAACAUUAACAGAAGAUGGUUUAAAUCUCCUGGGAGUAUUGCCAGUGCAAUCUGCAAGAUUUGGCACAGUGGUAUCAAAUGCAGAAAAUAUUUCUCAAAAACCUAUGUUAGCUGCCAUGGCAACCUGUCAUUCUUUGACAAUGAUUGAUGGUAGAUUGAGUGGUGAUCCUCUGGAUCUCAAGAUGUUUGAAGCUACUGACUGGAUUCUCGAGGAGCCAGGGGAAGACAAUACAAAGUUUGACAAUAUAGUUCCCACAAUUGUUAAACCCAAAACUGCUGAGGAGUUCAUUAUCGAGUCUGCUUUAAAAGGGCAUACUCCCUAUGAAAUAGCUGUCCUUCGACAGUUUCCAUUUUCUUCAGAACUGCAGCGUAUGAGUGUUGUGUGUCGUACUCUUGGUGCCCCCAAUAUGGAUGUUUAUGUAAAAGGUGCUCCAGAAACUAUUACAAGUCUGUGCCAACCACAAACAGUUCCAGGAGAUUUUACCAAUGUUCUGCAGCACUAUACCACGAAAGGUUACAGAGUUUUGGGUUUGGCAUGGAAACCACUGGAUUCUAAACUGUCAUGGCAUCAUGUCCAUAGAGUUUCACGGGAUCGAAUAGAAUCAAACCUGCAAUUCCUGGGACUUUUGAUUCUUCAAAACGCAGUGAAACCCCAGAGUUAUCCUGUUAUAAGAACGCUUCAAAAUGCAGAUAUCAGAACUGUAAUGGUGACAGGUGAUAACAUGUUAACAGCUGUGAGCGUUGCUAGAGACUGUGGAAUGAUUGCACCUACACAUCAGGUUGUCGAACUAACUGCUAAGCUGAGUGAGGACCACUCUCACGAAAUUCAUGUCAAUUGGUGUGUUGUUGGAGCUGUUCAAAGUCGCAGCCAUGAUUAUAAGACUGAGCGUAAUUACAUAGAUGGAGGAAGAAGAUGUAUUCACGUGGCAGUUUCAGGGAAAACAUUUGCUUUAAUCAGAAUUCACAAGCCUCAGCUAUUUAACAAGUUGCUUAUGUCAGGAACUGUAUUUGCUCGAAUGUCACCUGACCAAAAGACGCAUCUUAUUCAAGGGUUGCAGAACCUGAAGUAAGUAAUGCUGUAGCAGAGUUAACGGAAAAAAGAAGCCUCACUUUUCUCUGUUCUGUUGUAAAGCACGCAGGAAGAAGUUAGAGCACAAAAGAACUGUAGGGGGAGUCACAAGACUUAGUUGUUUGUUUUCCCUACUUCUUUUGUUACGCUUUCUGAAUGCUUUACAAGAAAACAAGCACAGUCGAGGUUUUGUUUGUUUGUUUUUUUACGAUAAAGAAUACAUUAAAUUCCUCACGUAUUUGUAUAAUUUUCAAAACGAACUCAAUUUUCAAUAGGAACGGAGAUGGCGUGAGCGUGCAUAUGUUCUCUAAAUUUUUUUAAUUUUCCUUAAAUGUUCCCCAUCAAUGUCUGGUUCGAAAAAUACAUUAAAAAAGAGGGGUCUUCUUUGUGAGAUAUAAUUGACCAA